This is a messenger RNA of Dromiciops gliroides (monito del monte), 1411 nucleotides long. Its product is annotated as alpha-enolase-like. Gene Ontology annotation, cellular component: phosphopyruvate hydratase complex. The record is from RefSeq and is a predicted model, not a curated record. Gene Ontology annotation, biological process: glycolytic process. Gene Ontology annotation, molecular function: phosphopyruvate hydratase activity; magnesium ion binding. Bases 70 to 1374 code for a protein of 434 amino acids. Lineage: Eukaryota; Metazoa; Chordata; Mammalia; Microbiotheria; Microbiotheriidae. The transcript has a single exon.
UGGUGUAAGUAGACCCCUCGGCUUCUGUUCUCUGAACCUUGUGGACGAGACCCCAUCCAGAAACUCAACAUGUCUGUUCUCAAGAUCCAAGCAAGAGAGAUCUUCGCCUCUCGUGGAAACCCCACUGUUGAGGUUGAUCUCCACACUGCAAAAGGUCUCUUCCGAGCUGCUGUGCCCAGUGGUGCUUCUACUGGCAUCCAUGCAGCCCUGGAGCUCCGAGACAAUGAUAAGACCCGCUACAUGGGGCAAGGUGUCUCAAAAGCGGUUGAGCACAUCAAUAAAACUAUUGCCCCGACCCUGGUUAGCAAGAAACUGAAUGUUGUGGAACAGGAGAAGAUUGACAAUUUGAUGAUUGAGAUGGACGGCACCGAGAACAAAUCUAAAUUUGGUGCAAAUGCCAUCUUGGGAGUGUCUCCAGCUGUUUGUAAGGCCGGCGCUGCUGAGAAAGGUGUCUCCCUCUUCCGGCAUAUUGCUGACCUUGCUGGCAAUGAUGAAGUUGUCCUGCCAGUUCCAGCCUUCAACGUGAUCAAUGGGGGCUCCCAUGCUGGUAACAAGCUGGCCAUGCAGGAGUUCAUGAUCCUCCCGGUUGGUGCAGCAAAUUUCAAGGAGGCCGUGCGCAUUGGAGCUGAGGUCUACCACAACCUGAAGAGUGUGAUUAAGCAGAAAUAUGGACAGGACGCCACCAACGUAGGGGAUGAGGGUGGCUUUGCUCCUAACAUCCUGGAGAAUAAGGAAGCUCUGGAGCUGCUAAAGAAUGCCAUUGGUAAGGCCGGCUAUACUGAUAAGGUCGUAAUUGGCAUGGAUGUGGCUGCCUCAGAAUUCUUCCGAUCUGGGAAAUAUGACUUGGACUUCAAGUCACCUGAUGAUGCCAGCAGAUACAUCUCCCCUUCUGAGCUUGGCGAUCUCUAUAAGAGCUUCAUCAAGAACUAUCCAGUGGUGUCUAUUGAAGAUCCCUUUGAUCAGGAUGAUUGGGAAGCUUGGAAGAAUUUCACUGCUACUGCUGGUAUCCAGGUGGUGGGGGAUGAUCUCACUGUGACCAAUCCCAAGCGCAUUGAAAAGGCUGUGAGUGAGAAGGCCUGCAACUGCCUCCUACUCAAAGUGAACCAGAUCGGCUCCGUGACUGAAUCUCUCAAGGCGUGCAAGCUGGCCCAGUCCAAUGGGUGGGGAGUAAUGGUUUCUCAUCGUUCUGGGGAGACUGAAGAUACCUUCACUGCAGACCUGGUGGUGGGUCUCUGCACCGGGCAGAUCAAGACUGGUGCCCCCUGCCGAUCUGAGCGUCUGGCCAAGUAUAACCAGCUUCUCAGAAUUGAGGAAGAGCUGGGCAGCAAGGCUAAAUUUGCUGGAAGGAACUUCAGAAACCCCCGGGCCAAGUAAACUGGCCAGAAAGCCUCAGAGCCAGCAGGCACGAGUC